AUGUCCCAUCAAACUCUACAUGUCGACGUAUCGCGGCAUGCUCACGACGUCGGGUUUGUGAGGCCGCCCAUGGCAAAGAGAAAGGCAGCCACCACACCGUCGGGCCGUGCAACACGAGACACUGAAGCGUACAGAGAACUGGAAUGGCUCUUCCCCGGGCCUUUGGUCCUGCCAGGUGACGGCCUGGCCAUCGACUCCAAAGAGCCGCCUCAGAGCCUCCGGUCAUGGAUCGGCGAGAAGAUGCGGAACCCAGUCACGCAGCGGAGAAAGACUAUCUACAUCGUACCACCCCCGCUGAUCCCAGCUGACUCGGCCUUCUCCGCCGCUGUCAGCAGCUGGACCGUCCCGCAUAAGCGGUUGGCGAAGAGAUCCGAUGCAGCCUGCAAUCCGCCCGACCCCAAGCACGUCCGCCAGUACCUCGAGGCCUUCUACCACCCUCUCCCGGUCAAGUUCCUGCCAGGCGACGUGCGCUUUGUCCCAUGGACCGACGAUGAGCCCGUCGAGCCUAAUGCCAAGAAGGGACCCAAGGCGCCGCCCCAGAUCCGGUACCUCGGCCUGCAAAUCGGCGAUGGCGUCACGCGCAUCACGACGCGCCGGUGCCCAGACGAGGUCUACGCGCGCCAGUUCAGUCUCAACGACCUCCUGGACGCGGCCAUCGCAGCGCUGCCAGCGGACGCAUACGCGCUGGUUAUGCUGACGCACCACGACCUGUACGAGGACGACGACGACGAUUUCUGCUGCGGCCGCGCCUACGGUAGCAGCCGCGUGAGUGUCGUCUCGGCGGCGCGCUAUCAUCCCGUGCUGGAUGACUCGGUGGGAAUUGAUCGGGAGCAUAUGUGGCCGUUCUCGCAUUGCAAGGCAUAUGUAGAGCAACUGUGCCGGGAGGGCGAGAAUGAGCCGGAAGCCGUUCCCCGUAACUCAAAGCGGCAGAGAACCGCUCCCUACCCCGGGCCGGACACUCUCGGGCCUGUAACAACCGAGAAGCAGCAGCAGCAGGCCAUGGCGGACGUCAUCCAUGCAGCGCUUGCGGCGCCCGAUCCGCAGGCCAGCCCUGCCGGUCUCUGGCUGUCGCGAGUCGCGCGGACGGUCGCGCACGAGCUGGGCCACUGCUUUUGCCUGGCACAUUGCUCGUACUAUGCUUGCGUCAUGCAGGGCACGGGAGGCAUCGCCGAGGACCUGAGGCAGCCGCCGUAUUUAUGUCUGGUCUGCCUGGCCAAGCUGACGAGGGCCAUGCGGGAUGUGGCUAGGGAGGUCGACGAGACGCAGUGGCUGACUGAGCGGUACACGGCGUUGGCUCGAUUCUGUGAGACGUGGGAGCAGGUGGGCCUGUUUGCUGGGUACCGCUGUUGGCUGGAAAGAAGGAUUCAGGCGCUCAGGGCUGCAGCGUCCACUGCAGAAGCUGGACGUUAA
Molecule: messenger RNA, 1410 nt
Organism: Parathielavia appendiculata
Lineage: Eukaryota; Fungi; Ascomycota; Sordariomycetes; Sordariales; Chaetomiaceae
Exons: 2
Coding region: 1-1410 (469 amino acids)
Biological process (GO): proteolysis
Molecular function (GO): metallopeptidase activity
Source: RefSeq, a predicted model, not a curated record